Messenger RNA from Brassica rapa (field mustard), 4848 nucleotides. Its product is annotated as protein DOG1-like 3. The record is from RefSeq and is a predicted model, not a curated record. Gene Ontology annotation, biological process: DNA-templated transcription. Lineage: Eukaryota; Viridiplantae; Streptophyta; Magnoliopsida; Brassicales; Brassicaceae. Gene Ontology annotation, molecular function: sequence-specific DNA binding.
ACGUUUUGUUCGCUUGACAUGGAUUGUUAUUGCUGGUUUUAAGCCCAUCAAAUUAAAUGCCGUUGGGCUUUGUAUUUUACGGUUAUGUGUUGUGAUAAUCUCUGACAGUAAAGUUAAAUGAAUUAGGUGAAACUUGAAAGUCACGUGCAUUCAUUUUCUUUUGCGGUGUCCUAAAGCCAUUAAAACUUUUCAACAAUGAACUGUGCUGAUGUCGGAAUCGUCUUUAAACGACAUGUCCCACAGUAUAUCCAUACAAUCUAAAAUUGCUCUAUAUUGGAUUUAGAUAUUUUAAAAAGCACUAGUGUUAUCUGUUAUGUGUUUACCGUUGACGUUAUUACUAAUUAUAAAAUAAUUUGAAUAUAUAUGGUUUAGUAUGCUUCUAGGUGUUUGUAAUUUCGAUUAAGAACAAAAUGGAUCACCGUAAAUCUUAUCAUUCAAGCUUCGCUCUUAGUCAAAAAAAUAAACUUCACUCUGUACAUAUGAAAUCUUACAUCUAAAACAAGAUUUAGCAUAACUUGAUAAACAUAUACGAAUUUACUAGUUGCUGAUUUACAUUAGACUGAAUAUCUAUUGUUAUAACCGGAUAUCGAUUGUAAAUGAGUCAUUUACCUAAACGGAAACUGUUAAAUAAGAUCGUUUAGUAUUGAUGUUGUAUAUUGUACUUUUAUUACUUGUAGACCCUUUUCCUACAAGAAGAGAUAACUUGCAUCUAUUUUUGAAAAUAAAAUUGUCAGGUAAGUAUUACUAUAUUCAUCCGUGCUCUUUUGUCCGUUUCCUUUCAGAAAGCAAAGAUCCACAAACCAAGGGAGAAAACAUCCAAUUUAACAAAAGGUUAAACUACGUUUUCGCAAAAAGCCUAUCGUAUCUUGAUUCCACGUACCCUCCGUACAUGCAUGUUGUUGUAAUUACAAUUUUUAACUUAACGCACCUAUAUAAUAAGAUCUAGUUUCAAGUGUAUGAUGCACUAAUGUAAUAUAAGAGUAAUAACACUUUUAAAAAACUCACGAAUGUAACCAACGAAGAGAGAUGGCGAGUAAUACUAUUUCGAGUUGCGGGAUUGAGAAAAUUAGAAAAGAAUGUUACUACGAAUGGAUGAGUUUACAACCUAAUAAACACAUAGUUGAUCUCAUAGAAGCGAUCAUGUUUCAACGAUCUAACGCCGACGAUCAUCACACUCGAAAACUCGUUGGUAAAACCAUUAACGACUUAGUUACAUAAAAAAUCAUCAACGACUUUCCAAAAAAAAACACCGUAAAAUGAUCGGAGCUCUUAGACCGAAGCUGUAGCUACUUUGCACCAUUGUGAAACUCUUCUCUAGAGAAUGGUCUUCUAUUGAUGGUGGAAUGCCGUCCUUCAUCUUUCAUUAGAGUUAUAUACGCUCUUUGUGGAUCCCAUGCCGACAAGCUUUCUCAUCAUCUCCUCAACAUGGAUGAAAACGUCAAAGAUGGACAAGAUGGUGAUGGUUCCAUUAGCGAUCUUACUGCGAUGCAGCUUACAUCUUGCGAGAAUCAAUGGUCUUACUAAAUUUUUUAAGACUCCUAAAAGUUCAUGUCACCCUGUAAAAAGAAGAUAAAAAUUAGAAGUAUAAGAAUUUGCUUGUUAAAAACAAAGAAUUUGCAUCAUUCUUUUAUUUUCUUUUUCUUUACAUGAUGAUCUUUGGGUUGUUAAUCAAUUUGGGUUUGAAAGCACUAUACAACACCUUAUCGUAUGGCAUAUGGAUAUGAACUGUUUGCUUAGAAUACCUAGAAAGUGGGUGCAUCCGUAGUGUGCACCUCUAUUUGGAGAUUACUCUAAAUUCUUUCAUAGGUCCGGGAUACUCAGAUUACUAAAAUAAAUAAAUGAGAGAAUUUGCAAUAGGAUGUUGCGGAUAUGCCAAUGGUUAUCAAGGUUUUCUCUAAGGAUUUGGCUGAAGUUGGCGAGGCCGUUGAAGAAGCUUUAGAUAAGCAUGAAGAGGGCAUGACAGUUCUAAUGGCGGAGGCUGAAAAGCUGAGGCUAGAUACAAUUAGGACGAUCGUGGAGGUUUUGACACCUGUUCAAGUGGCGGAGUUCUUGCUCUCCCUGAAAAGAUUACACGUUUUGUUGCACGAGUGGCGAAAGAGGUAGAGAAGAGCGUUGUCUCUCGGGUGUGCAGCCGCUAGAGGUGGAGCUGGGAAGCCAAAGAGAUCAGCCACUUGUUGAUGUGGGAGUAUGAGUUCUUUAAGGUUUUAGAAAUAGUCUUGUGUAAUAGUUUGGUCUAAGCAGAGAUGAGAUGUGUCUUUAUGCUUUUGUCUUAUACUGGAAUAACAAAAGCUGUAAAUCCUCAAAAGACGGCAUCUUCUUAAUCAUAUGAAUACAAAUAAGUUAUGAAUACAAACGUCAAGAUUUUAACUGUGUUUUUCUUUGCCAAGUUGAACUAUUUUUAAAAAUUGAUUGGCUGUUGUUGAAUCUUUGUAACAUUCGAAUAUUCCUUUUGUUGAUUCUGCAUCCAAAGUUAAAAAAAAACAAAGCUAUUUACAUUAGAGAUAUAUAUAUAUAAGAGAAAUUGCAUUCUAUAACUAUAAAAACUAUUAUUCACUUUGUAAUCAUAUCAAAAACAUGAUUAGGAUUUAGGCGUGGACUCUCGAUUACAUGUUUGAGUUCAGAUCGGAUAUUUCAGAUUUUUGGUUAUUCUGGUAUUGGAGUUUAGAAUCUGUUCAUUAUUUUUACAUAUCGAAUCGGGUUUGGAUAUUUUUCAUUUGGGUUCGGUUAUUUUAGGCCUGGUUCAAAUAUUUAUAUUUUGAAAAAAAAAAAUUGAAUUGCUGAAAUUUUUUAUACUUCAAAUUUUACCACUAUCUUAACUGAUUUUCUAAUUUUUUUAUAAGUUGGACGAUUAAUAGGUUUGAAGAUAAAACUUUUAAAAUAAAAAAGACACUAAUCUCGUUGUUGUUUUGAAAAUUGGAAUGCAAUUUUUGUUAAUGCAUAAAACAAGAGGCUUGACAUAUAUUUUAAGUGAAUAACAAAUCUAUUUAUCUGUAAUUACAUGAUUAUUUGAUUUUGGGUCAUGUGUAUCAUUAAUAUAAAUAAUUUGAACAAACUGAAAGAAGUGAACUAGAAAUAUAUGGUUAAAUAUAUAUGGUCGAUUAUCUUCAUAUAUCUAUUCGGUUUGGAUUACCCGUUCAGAUUUAAAUAUGAUAUCUUUCCGAACUCAAUAUCUGUUUAGGAAUUUUGCUACUUUGAUUUGGAUUUCAGUUUAGCAUUUUUGGAUCGGGUUCGGGUACCAGUUCGAAUAACGAGUAAAAUUUGCAUGCCUAUUUUAAAUAGAAGUAAAAGUGCUACAAUUGUAUUCUAUUUUUCACUAUAUAAUAGAGUAAAAAGUGAAUUUAAUUUUGUUUUUCUUUGUUCAUAAUUUUAUUUUCCACUAUAAAAUAGAGUAUUAUUAGAGUAUAAUUCAAUUUUUUUUUUGAUAAAUCCUAUUGGUUAUCCGGUCGGUCUGGGAGGAACACACUUAGUGAUACAGAGUGGAUUAGUCCGAAAGCGUAUCAUAUUGCAUGACCCAAGUUUGAAUACUUUUUGACUAUUGCGAGAGGAAUGAACCAAUCGUCGUGUAAAUCACUUGAGCCGAAAUCCAAAAAAGAUGAACCAUUUGAGAUGGUGUAACAAUACCUAUCCCUGAUUAUUCACAACUCUUCGUCUUUUUAUCAUAUCAUGUAAUUUUUUUUUAUCAAAUUUUUUUUUUUUUAGUUUUAUUUUAUCAGUUACCUAUACGUCGGUGUUAUCAUUUCUUUGAAUCAUUCAUAGUUUAUUUAGACAGUAUAGUAGUAUAAUUGACAAAAUUUCAUUUGUGGAGUUUUUGCAAUUUAAAAGUUUCUUCUAUAUACGAAUUUAAAAGACAUUUCCAGAUGGCUUUAAUGGGAACAUGUGGUUGGUUCUGAUAAAUUGGGUCACAGACUCACAGACUCACCACUUGCAAGAACCAUUAUUUACAUGAAGAAAAGACAAAGGAAGACAUGAACUUCUGGCUUUCUAAGUUUAGAUUAAAACUCCUGUUCCUUGUUUCCCCAACAAGUUAUUAUGUUCAUCAUUUCCAUAUACAUAAUGAUCGCUGAUAGUAUUGCCUUAUUCCAUUUUCUUCAAAUAAUAGAAGAAAAAGAAUAAAAGUUUUAUUAUAAAACAGAUUUAGACUGAUUAUCAAUAAUCACACUCGAACAAAAGCUCCGAAAGAAAUUGCAUCAUUAAUGCAUCAUUCAAAUCAGCAUCACAAACAUAUAUGCUUUACCCUCACAUGUAGAAUCCAGCAAGCUUGGCCACAUCACGCAAAAACAAAACUCUUUCGUAUCUGUGAUUGUCAAAUCAAAUCAUGCAGAUAUAAUAAUUUACUAGAAAAAGCCAAGUCCAUGACAAAUUGCUUUCAUCAUCUCAAAACCAACUUGCUUUAGCACAAUGACAAAAACACUUCACAUGGUGCAUGUCAAUUUCUUUACCCACAAAUAGUUAAAACUCCUGAGACUCACUAUCUCAGUUUCCGACCAUUCAAGUCUUCAAGGAUCAACAAAAAAACAAAGAACAAUAACGUUCUUCUCUAGCUCUCUUCUUGUUUCAUUACCCAUUUUAAGCAAAUAAAUGACAACCAAAAAACAGAACAAAUCUUUUACACAUAUUAAAGAGGAUUUUUAAGAAGGAAAAAAACAAGUUUCUUUAUUUGAUUUCAUUGUUUUAUACAUAUUAAAAGAUCUGAUACGAAACUGUUUACAAACUCUUCCACACACACACAAGAACACAAAAAAAAACUGCUAACAGGUUAGUAAAACCAUAAUUCAAAGUCCGUCUCUAACGAUCUCUCCAACUGUAAAACAUAAAAUGUUACAUACUUCGGUUCUACAUUCCACCAAC